Temnothorax curvispinosus is the source of this 979-nucleotide messenger RNA. RefSeq names its product retinal rod rhodopsin-sensitive cGMP 3',5'-cyclic phosphodiesterase subunit delta (gene PrBP). The record is from RefSeq and is a predicted model, not a curated record. Lineage: Eukaryota; Metazoa; Arthropoda; Insecta; Hymenoptera; Formicidae. The coding region runs from base 96 to 539 and encodes 147 amino acids. The transcript has 4 exons. Gene Ontology annotation, biological process: sensory perception of light stimulus. Gene Ontology annotation, cellular component: cytoplasm.
GAUGGUUGAUUCGAAGGCAUGGAGGAUCAAUAAUCCACGCGCCGUUUCCCCGUUUUGCAUAAUCGCGUCAAGUCGUUCCGCGAUCGCGCCUAAGCAUGCCGUCACGCGGGGAGGACAUCCUCAAGGGCUUUCAAGUUAAUUGGAUGAAUCUGCGCGACGCCGAUAGCGGGAAGAUUCUCUGGCAGGGUAACGAAGACUUAUCCGUACCUGACGUGGAACACGAGGCGCGUGUACCGAAGAAGAUCCUGCGAUGCCGCGCAGUGUCGAGGGAGAUUAAUUUCAGUUCCGCGGAACCUAUGGAAAGGUUUCGUCUGGAACAGAAGGUGUUGUUCAAGGGGCGCUGCCUGGAAGAAUGGUUCUUCGAGUUUGGAUUUGUCAUUCCAAACAGCACUAACACGUGGCAGAGCUUGAUCCAGGCGGCACCAGAGAGUCAAAUGAUGCCAGCGAACGUAUUGAACGGCAACGUCGUAAUAGAAACAAAAUUCUUCGAUGACGAUCUCUUAGUGUCUACCAGUCGAGUCCGUCUCUUCUAUGUCUAAGGCGAUUUCCAAACGGUCCUAAUAAUCGCACUUAACGCGGGACCAACUAGUGUGAACAGACUCUAUGUGAAAAUAGAACAACGCACGUGUGAAAAAUUUCUUACAAGCUACGCGGUCCUUUAUAUCAGACACUUCUUAUGCGUACAUUACUGAUACGAUAUUGACAAUCUCAUACGUUUGUAGAAAUCUACAUACGUGGAGUCACGCAAAUCGAUAAAAAAUCAUUAACUUUUAUUAAAAAUUAUUAAGUUUUAAGCAACUGCAUUUUUCAAACGAGGCCUAAUGUACCUAGAAUAUGUUUUUCACUCUUGAGAACGUAAGGGAUGUGACCUGCACUGCUGAAGCACGUAAUUUAGUUAUUUGUUAAGUAUAAACGCAAUAAGUUUUGUACAUAUUGUAAUACACUACACCGCGAGCAAUAAAGUUUAAGAAAAAAGUUA